Messenger RNA from Ilex paraguariensis (yerba mate), 765 nucleotides. NCBI's taxonomy places the organism in Eukaryota, Viridiplantae, Streptophyta, Magnoliopsida, Aquifoliales, Aquifoliaceae. The record is from the annotation of a GenBank genome assembly.
AUGGCGGUGGCCAUGGCUGCUCCUUCGCCAUUUCUUGGUCGCAUCCCAUCGCAGUUAGGAAAACCAUCAUGUGGACAGUGGAUUCAAAAUUUGGUUCGCCCUUAUAGAACAAAAGCGCUCUUUUGGGAACCUAGGAAGGCUGUGGAGCCUCCUGAAAUGGAUCUCUUAUUGAGGGAUUUCACAUUGACAGAGUCAGGCUCCAAGGGAGACUUAGCAAACCCAGCAAAAGCUAAACAGAUAUCAGUUUCUGUGGUUUCCUCAAUCUCAGAGAUUUCGUCAAAUGACUGGGAUGCAUGCUGCCUAGAUGCCACAGGUCCCGAACAGUUUAAUCCAUUUCUUAGCCAUGGUUUUCUUUCAAGCUUAGAGGAGUCAGGUUGCACAGUGAAGGAAACAGGAUGGGUCCCACAGCACAUCAUUGCUCAGGAUGAAUGUGAAACUAUAUUAGGUGUUGUGCCACUCUAUCUCAAAAGCCAUUCUUAUGGUGAAUAUGUUUUCGAUCAUUCUUGGGCGGAUGCCUAUUACAGUUAUGGUUCAAGAUAUUAUCCAAAAUUACAAUGCUGUGUGCCUUUUACUCCAGUAACUGGUCAGAGGAUUUUACUCCGUGACACUGAAUAUAAAGAUCAGAUCUUUGACAUUUUGGUCUCUGCAAUGAAGGAUCUAACAGCUAAGGAAAGUGGUUGUGGAGGUUUUAGGAGGAAGACCACAGUAUAUGGUAAAGAAUGCCAGAUGGAAGAUGUUGUAGCAUUGGGGUUGGAUGUCGAAUGA